AUGAAUAAAAGAAAACAAGCUGAAAAGAACUACAACGAUUCUGAUAGUACUGUAUCAGAGGAAGAAGAGGAGGAGGAAGAGGAGGAAGAGGAGGAAAAAGAGCACUGCAAACAAACCAAAUCCUCAAACUCUAAACAACAAGAACAAUAUAGUAGUGAUGAUGAUGAUGAUGACAACGAUGAUGAAAAUAGUAGUAGUAGUAGAUCUAGAAAGAAACAAAAAAGUACAACAACAACAACUAUAAAGAAACCUCUUACACCUCUGACAACACUACCAGUAUUUGAUAGAUCAUCAAUACAACACAACAAACUAUUGACUGAUAUUCUAUUGCAAGUUGGAAUAUUUGAAAAGAAUAAAGGAGCAACUCAUAAAUACAAUGCCUAUCGAAAAGCUAUACAAUCAAUUCAAUCCUAUCCAAAAAAGAUUACAUCUGGUCAAGAAUCAAAGAAAUUAGAUGGCGUUGGUUUAAAGAUUUCACAAAAGGUUCAAGAAAUCCUGGAUACUGGUAAAUUAAAAAAAUUAGAAAAGUUACAAUCAAAUGAAAUUUAUAUGGCCAUUAAUGAAAUAUGUAAGUUGACUAAAAACCUAGUAAUGGAACAAAAUAUUAAAACAAUUGCCGAUUUGAGAAAGAUUUCUCAUACUCUAAACCAUCACCAACAAAUUGGUUUAAAAUAUUUUGAUGACAUUGAACAAAGAGUACCAAGAGAAGAGAUUGAAGAGAUUGAGGCAAUAGUUAAAAAAUGUUUAAAAACAAUAGAUAAAAGUAUAAUCGCUGAUACUUGUGGUAGUUAUCGACGAGGAACACCGAAUAGUGGAGAUAUUGAUAUACUUCUCAGUCACCCAAACUAUACGAUCCAACAAAAAACAAAGAAAAAUACUUUUAAAAUUAUGGAACGAUUGGUAGAUGCUUUAAAAAAGGAAAAAAUAAUUGUCGAUGAUAUAAGUUUGGGACCAAUGAAAUAUAUGGGAUGUUGUGUAUGUCCUCCAAAAUCACAACCAAAAACAAAUGAUGAUAAUGAUGGUAAUAAUAAUGAUGAUAAUGAUAAUGAUAAUGAUGGUGACGAUCAAGAUGAUGAUGAAACAGAGCCAGAAGAUGAAGAAAGUGAAAGACUUUUAGUUGAAAAGAAAAAAACAAAAAUUAAAUCAAAGAUAGAGAGAUUAGAUAAAUUCUUGGUACCGAAUCUAAAUCUUGUAAGAUUAGAAGAGGAAAGAAACCAAAAACAAAACAACAAUCGUAAUAGAAGGAAAAGAAACAAGAAAAAGAAAUUACAACAACAAAAGCAACAACAGAAGCAGCAACAAGAUCAAUCAACAACAACUGCUGCUGGUAGAAAUAGAGCUUUAUCUGUUGGUUCUACCACUGUAGGGAACAACGAUAAUAGUAGUAGUAGUAGUAGUGGAAUUGGAUGUAGUGACACUUCAAAAACUGUAGUAUACUUGACAGAAUAUAACUAUCCAAUACUAUUGGACACUGCCUAUUUACAAGAUAUGGGAAAUACAUUAUCAUUUGACGAUUACUUUUCUCCCUCAUCUCCCUCUACUACUUCUAAUAAUAAUAAUAAUAAUGGAAUAGAUGAUGACAGCAGCAGUGGAAGUGACGAUGAAGAAGAAUACAAGGUCGGUUCUAAAAAGAACCUACAACACAUUCCUCAUACGAUGGACGCAGACGAAGAAAGAAAGAGGCAACUACAACUAAAACUAAAAAAGGAGUUUGAGGAAAAGAAACCAACCAUCGUCAUCACUGAAGAAGAUAGAAAGAAACAUAGAUCUGCUGUUCUUAUUCAAAAGUAUUGGAAAGGUUACUCUCAAAGAAGAAAAUAUACUUUAUUUGUUUUAAAAUCAAGAGUAUUAAAAGAAUUAAUUGUCACUGAAAGAGACUAUGUACAUUUUCUACAAAUCAUUUUGAAUGUUUAUUUUGUACCGUUAAAAGCAUUGGCUUCCUCCUCCUCCUCAUCCUCUUCUCCCUCUCCUUCUUUAUCUUCAUCAAUGUCAACAUCUAUGCCUCCUAUUUCUUCCUCAACCAACGACAAAACAUUUGUUGAAGGAAUAUCACCAAAUCGAGAUAGUAAAGAGAUCAAAAGUGGAAUCAAAAUUGGAUCAUCAACAAAUAAUAUGUCACCUCAACUAUCUGCAUCAUCUUCUCCAUCGAUGGCAAUGUCUAUUACAAAUAGUAGUAUCGGAGAAAAGGGUGAUUUUAGUUUUAUCGAUCAAACGCCUCUCACAUUGGACGAGGUCAAGAUUGUAUUUUCACAAAUCGAAGUCAUCCUAUUGUACAACAAACAACUUUUAGAUAAAUUGGAAAAGAGAAUCAACGAUGAAUGGAAUUAUGACAUCAAGAUUGGUGAUGUUUUUCUUCAGAUGAUUGAUUUCCUCAAGGUUCCAUACAGUCAUUAUAUCAUCAAUUUUCCACAAUGUCUCAAGGUACUUGAGGCUGCGUCAAAGAGACCAUCAUACAUGCUCUUUGUUCAGCAAUGCAAGUCUAUUGAAGCAGUUGGAAAAAGAGAUAUUCAAUCAUUUGUUAGUAUGCCAAUUCAACGUAUUCCCCGUUAUGUAUUAUUACUCCGAGAGAUCAUCAAAUUUACAACGGUUACACAUCACGACUAUUCCAACAUUGCAAAUGCACUAAAGAGAAUGGAAGCAAUCGCAGAACUUAUAAACAGACAGAUGAAGGAGGAUGAACAUUCAAAGGUGGUCAUUGAAAUCAAUAAGAAAUUAAAACCCCCUGUCGAGGGUCUCGUACAACCUCAUCGUCGACUAAUUCGUGAGGGAAAGGUAAAAAUCAUUCGAACCGAUGGCAAUAAUCAUGAAAUUCAAUUUGGUACCAUCAAAAAUUCAAAUGCUCCUUUUUCAGUCGUCAGACCAAGAUAUUUUUAUCUCUUUAAUGAUUGUUUUAUUAUUACUAAACAAAUGAAAACUACUUUCAAGGUUGAAAAUGUUGUAAAUUUAGAGUAUAGUACGAUUAUAGACCACUCUGCUAAAAACAAAUUACAAAAACAAGAUUCAACACAAACUUUAACCAAUUCCAAUGUUGGACCUCCUCAACAAAACAACAAUGAAAAUCUUGAUAAAGAUAGAAAUUCUGGAGGAUUCUCACCAUUUAAAAACUCUGGAGAAAGAUUUUAUUUCAAAUUACAUACGCUGGAAUGUGCAGUUGUCAUUUGCCUUUCAACAGAAGAAGAAAAAAAUCUUUGGAAAAAUGAUUUUGUCAGCGUCAUUAAUCAAAUCACAGAGAAUUCUCUGUCCUUUAAUCCAAAAUGGUCAAGAAAUAACCAUACCAAACAAUCUGGAAUGCUACAAGUCGUUGGUGGAAAGAAGCCUCAAUUUACCAAUGCCUCCAAAAACUCACUCAUCUCCCCCGAUAACUUUGUUUUAAAGCAAUCAAUCAAAGAACUUUUAUCGGUACCUGCCGAUCAGCAAGCUGCUUUUGAUCAACAAACUGCUGCAAAGCUAACCACUACCACUACGACCACUACAACAACUACUACUACCACCACUACAACCACCACUACAACUAGCACCGAAGAAGAGGCUUUGUUAAAAUCAACAACCACCACCCCAACAAAGCCAAGAUCUUAUUCACUUGGAGACGCUCUCUCCUCUCCAUUUGAUAGAUUAUUUAGCAAAUUCAAAUUUUAA
Molecule: messenger RNA, 3636 nt
Organism: Cavenderia fasciculata
Lineage: Eukaryota; Evosea; Eumycetozoa; Acytosteliales; Cavenderiaceae
Gene: gxcFF
Product: pleckstrin domain-containing protein
Exons: 7
Coding region: 1-3636 (1211 amino acids)
Biological process (GO): double-strand break repair via nonhomologous end joining
Cellular component (GO): nucleus
Molecular function (GO): DNA binding; DNA-directed DNA polymerase activity; guanyl-nucleotide exchange factor activity
Source: RefSeq, a predicted model, not a curated record